This is a messenger RNA of Amblyraja radiata (thorny skate), 5070 nucleotides long. It is a transcript of the gene usp2a, whose product is annotated as ubiquitin specific peptidase 2a. Gene Ontology annotation, molecular function: cysteine-type deubiquitinase activity. NCBI's taxonomy places the organism in Eukaryota, Metazoa, Chordata, Chondrichthyes, Rajiformes, Rajidae. The transcript has 13 exons. The record is from RefSeq and is a predicted model, not a curated record. Gene Ontology annotation, biological process: protein deubiquitination. Bases 347 to 2089 code for a protein of 580 amino acids.
UGGAAACAUGGAGCAGUAGAGAGAGGAACAAAACUACCCUUCAAACUAAAUGCUGCAGUUCUAACCGCAACUCCAGGUGAUAUCACUGCUGUGGCAUGUGCUUGUCAUCUGAACUCUUGCGUUUGAAUUCCUGUGUCCAUAUUACGAGGGGGUCAGCAGCAGAAAAAUGUUCACCCGUGAAUAUGCUGUUGCUGCUGAAAACUCUGGUCGUCGAGGAUCCAAGAUGGCAAAGUCUCUUUACUUCCUUUCAUGUUUCAUGGAUUCUAACAUUGGAAUGAUCAAGAAUUUAGAAUAAUUUAGAAUUGUAAAUGCGAGGUGUGGCCUUCUGUGUGAGGUUGAGGUUGACAUGUCACGGGUCUCAUCGUCCACCACCAAGCGGAUCGGGAACUACUCGAGCAGCAGCUUCACCAGCCCCCACUAUGGCUCCUCGUACCACAGCUACAGCCCCAACCUGGGCACCAGUUACGUGGACAAGGACAAACUGCUCUACAAGCCGAUGUACACCAGCUACGUCCCCCGCGCCAACUCGGGCAGGGUGGCCAACAAGUAUUCCCUGGAGGUCGACCGUGGCCGACAGCUCCCUCGGCCCGAGGUGCUGAGUAGACGCAGUGAAAGCUUGAGCCGGGCUCCCUUCAAGGCCUUCCCCGCUGGACUAAGCGGAGGGUACUCCAGCACCUACGGUUACAGCACGGGGAGCAGCCCUUCCACUUACACAUCGCCCGCGUUGUCCCUGAGUCGAAGGAAAUCCAUCAGUCAGACGGAACUAAACCGGGACCUGCUGAACCUCCACAUGGUGGAUACGUACCAGCUGAACACUGUGAAGAGCCCCUCGCUCAGUCGACGUGACGCAGACCCCCACCAGGUAUCCCGCAGGAGUGAGGUUGGAGAUGCCUACUGCACCAAGGGCUCUGGUGCUUAUGGCCUGCCACGCAGUGUGACCCAAGAGACCAUAACCGCUUCGUUCAAAAGCACGGACCGCUUCAGCCCAGCCUGGGAGAGGAGUGGGAGCAGCAGCAGCUGUGGGUCGCCCGUCCGAGACACACCAAAUUCUAAAACCAACCAGGGGCUUGUGGGACUUCGGAAUCUGGGCAACACUUGCUUCAUGAACUCCAUCUUGCAAUGCCUGAGCAACACCCGGGAACUGCGAGACUAUUGUAUUCAGAACAACUACCGGCGAGAGCUCAACAACCGGAGUCGCACCAACACAGCGCUCAUGGAAGAAUUUGCAAAGCUGCUCCAGGCUCUUUGGUCAUCCUCCAGUAAUGACCCCAUCAGUCCUUCUGAGUUCAAAACGCAAAUCCAGAAAUAUGCGCCACGAUUUGUGGGUUACAAUCAACAGGACGCACAGGAGUUUCUCCGUUUCCUGCUGGACGGACUCCACAAUGAAGUGAACCGAGUGUCAGUGCGGACCAAGGCUACAGUGGAGGACUUGGACCAUCUCAAUGAUGAUGAAAAAGGUAGAAGAAUGUGGAAGAAAUACCUCGACAGGGAAGACAGUCGGAUUGUAGAUCAUUUUGUGGGCCAAUUAAAAAGCUCUCUAACCUGCAGUGAGUGCGGCUACUGUUCCACAGUCUUUGACCCCUUCUGGGACCUGUCACUACCCAUCUCAAAGAAAAGCUAUGGAGAAGUUUCACUGAUGGAUUGUAUACGACUGUUCACCAAAGAGGAUGUUCUGGAUGGAGAUGAAAAGCCAACCUGUUACAGAUGCAAAGUCCGAAGAAAAUGUACUAAGAAAUUCACAAUCCAGAAAUUUCCAAAGAUCCUAGUGCUUCAUUUGAAGCGAUUUUCUGAGGCACGGGUCCGUACUAGUAAACUUUCUACCUUUGUAAAUUUUCCCCUGAAGGACCUUGACCUUCGAGAGUUCAGUUCUGACAGCAGUGUUCAUGCAGUUUACAAUCUCUAUGCUGUGUCCAAUCACUCGGGCACCACCAUGGGUGGUCACUACACUGCUUACUGCAAGCACCCACAGUCUGGAGAGUGGUACAACUUCAAUGACUCCAGGGUGACCCCAGUGUCAUCGAGCCAGAUAAGGACAAGUGAUGCCUAUGUUUUAUUCUAUGAACUUUCUUAUCCUUCCUCUCGGAUAUAACAAUCUCCGGACAUGAAAGAACGGGGAAAGCAAAGCAGCUUAAAACAAAAACUGUCUGACAACAAUGGCAAUAUUCUUAAGUGAUCCCUUGUGAUCUUCAUAUCGUAAACCAGCAUAAAAUCCAUGCCGACAGCAAGGAAACGACCCCAAGGAGACCAGCUAAUGUCUGAAUGGAUUGCACCGGGAGUGAGAGGGAGAAAGUGGUGGAGGUGUGGAUGCAUGUUGGCAGAAGGUUACACAAAGGGCUGUUUUUGAAACUGAGGGAUCACCAGUCCUGCAGCCAUUGACAGAUUUUUCAAAGAACACACCAGCAUCUGAUGCAGAGCAACCUGAGCUCGGAUCAACAACCUACUGAUGAAAGACCGCCCGCAGCAGCGAGCUGCUGGAGCUGCUGAGUCUGCACCAGCAUCUCCUCUCUGUACUGUCUUGGAGUAUGUUUAUUUUCAGAGGCAAAAAUUUUCUUGCAAGUCUUUUGAAACAUUAAAACCACAAAUUGUUACAGAGCGGGAUAAAGACGGUUUGUUGCUAUUUAAAAUGCUCCGAGUUGCAAGGGAAUCAGGUUCAGGAGAAUAUUUAAAUUUAUUUAUGUUUUUUUGGUUCUGUGCAAUGACUUGCCUGUGGCACAUUGGUUAGAGCCAUCAUCAUCUGAGGGACAAGUGAUCCUUUCUGCUUUCUCAAACUAAGACAUUGUCCCCUCCAGCAGUUUCUGUCAUACAUGCAUUUUAACAACAUGAAAAUGUUCUCACACCUGAUACAUUGAAAUGCCUUUUUUGAUUUAAGUUAGAAUUAACCAACACUGAACUAACUUUGAGUGUUACCUAGAGAGAUGUGUUCUAUUUAUGUGGACUGACAGGAGUAACAUUUAUUUGCCUGAGUUCUAUCUCUGAAUCCAGCAGAAUAUUUUCUCUGAUCCAUAUUUGGAGCUGAACUAUCACAGUUGAUUAUCAUUAAUAAAGACCCACCCUUUUCACAACCGAUAAUCCUUCUUGAUAACAAGCUUUGACAUUUCAGACGAGAAUCCUGAGUUUCUGGUUUUGAAAUUGGUAUUAAAACAACUACCUUAUUGGGUCAAAAGGACAUGAAGUGCUGGAGUAACUCAGCGGGUCAGGUAGCAUCUCUGGAGAACAUGAAUAGGUGAUAGACAUAGAAACAUAGAAUGUAGUGAUGUUUGGGCCGGGUUCAUUCUUCGAUCUGAUGAAGGGUUCUGACCCGAAACGUCAUCCAUCCAUGUUCUCCAGGGAUGCUCUGGCUGAGUUACUCCAGCACUUUGCAUCCGUUUGUGUGAAGCAGCAUCUGCAGUUUCCACCUUAUUGGGUCAAUGGUUCAAGUUUUGUUAAUUUAUUCCCAAUCAAAAGCUUGGCAGCCUCAAUAUUGAAUGGUAUGUCUGCAGAAUGCGGGCAAAGAAUCUUUCUUCAUCUCAAGCCCAUGUUUGGUACUAUGGGGAAACACUCAACCAUGAACAUCUCUCAUCUAUUGGCAGCCUCUUGUCUCCUGCUUCCUCAUUCUUCAGCUAUUCAGCCACCCUACCUCCUUCUGAAAGACUAUGCGACAUCACAUUUAAAAAAAACUAGAUUGCAAUUAUAUAGUGACCUUUCUUUUUUGCUCUUUGUUCUACGGCUUUUGUUUUUACACAUCCCCCAAUAUGUCCGACAGGUCUAAUUCCCUUAAUAUACAAUAUUCGGGAGAAUGCAAGGUUGAAUUAAGAAUUUAGCUAAUCUCCACCCAAUACAUCUCUAGGCCAGUGCUACAUUUGAACCAUGCCAGGGCCUCUUGGGGCUUGGCAUUGCAUACCUUCAUGAUUCCUGUUUUAACCAACUACUUGCAAUAGAUGUCCCAUCAACUCUUUUUUUUCCUGGAUUUAUAUGUUGCAUUCUUAACAUUUUUGCUUGAUUUUUGGCUCUGCUUCCAGUGGCUUACAGUUCUGGUGGUAAAUAUGUUGAUUUGAUCUGGUGAGGCAAGAGGUCAAAUGGAAUCGGAGAGAUUAGGUUCAGAUAAAAUAGAUUAUAGAGAUUGCAAUAUUGGAAGUGAGUUGAAGCAUCUCCUUUCCCUGAUAUUCUGUGAUCGGGAUUUGUUGUUUUUGCUGCUCUCAAACUGAGGUCUGAUCUGUCCCGUGGUGAUUUCAGAAACCUGUUCACUGUCCAGUAACAUUUGCCAGUUAUCUUGCUAGUAACACUGUUAUCACACGGCAUGAAUGAAAUAAAGAGAAAAAAAGCAGCCAUCCCUGUAGAAAUUUACUAGGUCUUUUUUUUUAAAUUGGGGAGAAUGGGUUAAAAAAUAUCAACUACUUUCACUCCAUUACCAUAACAGUGCUUCCUGUCUCUCGCUGCAUUCGGAAUGACUAUCUGUCUUGCCGUUUUUUUGCCGCUUUGUGUAUGUUUAUCCACUCCGUCUCCAAGUCCCUCUGAUUGUUCUACAGACCCCGGAUUACAAUGUGCAGGUUGACUAACGUGCUAUUGCUGCUUCCCUCCCCUGUGUUUCCUUCUCUCCACCCAAAACUUCAAAGCAUCUCCGACUAUUGUAGGAGUGGACAAAUUAAGUUAAGUUUAAUGUCUGCAACAUCAACGCAAUGUGUUCGCCUAUUACUCCCAUUCAAAACUCGUCAUUCUAGAGGGCUUUUUAAAAAUAAGAUAUCUUACUAAAGAAGACUCGAGUUUCAAACGUGUUCAUUUUUAACUCUAUAAACUAAUGCAUGGAGACGUGAUGACUGUUCUAUUUUGAUAUGUCGUGGGUUUAUGGGUUUAUCUUGUUUACCGUGUAAACAAGCGCUGGAUUUAUUUUAUAUUAUGUACAGUGAGGAGUUGUACAUAAGAAAUUUUAACUAUAUAUAUAGUAUCUAGAAUAACAGCCGUGUGUACACAUGCGCAUUAUAAAUAUAUCGACAGUGCCCUCCAAAAGGUUUGGGACAAAAACCCAUCAUUUGUCUAUUUGCCUUUGUACUCCACAAUUUGAGAUUUGUAAUAUAAAAAAUCACAUGUGGUUAA